CGCAAGCCCACCGAGCCGGCACCAAUCUCGCGCACGAUCGCACGGUCGAAUAUUGCUCUGUUCUUUCUUUCUUCUUCCCCAAUCCGAAGUUCCGAACAGCUAUCGAUUGAGAUUUUGAGAAGCGAGACCGCGCCUGCUUUUGCUACAUCCGAUUUACCAGGAUGGUUGGAUCCAUGGAUGUCCCGGCGAAGGGCGGGUUCAGCUUCGAUCUGUGCCGGAGGAACGACAUGCUGGAGAAGAAGGGCCUCAAGGUCCCAGGCUUCAGGAAGACGGGUACUACAAUCGUCGGUCUCGUCUUUGCGGAUGGGGUUGUUCUUGGAGCAGAUACAAGGGCAACUGAGGGUCCUAUAGUCGCCGACAAGAACUGCGAGAAAAUCCACUAUAUGGCUCCUAACAUAUAUUGUUGUGGAGCAGGAACUGCUGCUGAUACCGAGGCUGUAACAGAUAUGGUCAGCUCCCAGCUCCAGCUCCACCGUUAUGCAACUAGUCGUGAAUCAAGAGUUGUAACUGCUCUUACACUCUUGAAGACUCACCUUUUUAGCUAUCAAGGUCAUGUUAGUGCUGCACUUGUUCUUGGUGGAGUUGAUUGUACCGGACCACAUCUACACACAGUUUAUCCACAUGGUUCAGUGGACACACUGCCUUUUGCCACAAUGGGUUCAGGGUCCCUUGCUGCAAUGUCAGUAUUUGAAUCAAAAUACAAAGAAGGCCUCACAAGAGACGAGGGAAUAGAACUUGUAUGUGGAGCAAUUCGCGCUGGUAUCUUCAACGACUUGGGUAGUGGCAGCAAUGUCGAUGUUUGUGUAAUCACAAAGGGUAAGACAGAAUACUUGCGGAACCACGAGUUGCCAAACCCUAGGACUUAUGCCAGCUCGAAGGGAUUCAGCUUUGUUCAGGGACAUACUGAGGUAUUGUCCACAAAGAUCACUCCUUUGAAACCGAAGCCAGAGGUCACCGUGGGGGAUGCGAUGGAAGAGUGAUCGUAUCUGGCUCUCUACAUGGCAGUGGUUUCAGAUAUCCGUAUGUGUUGUCCGUAUGUUUCUAGGGAACCUUCACGAGCAAAUGAUGGGAUCUCUUCUCUGUUUUCUACUGUUGUAUUUGCCGGAUUCAGUGCAGAAUAUUGUUUCCACAUAUCCCGAUAUCCGUUCCUGCUGAGGUCUGAUAUAUUAAUACACACUUGCCUGAAUUUUUUGUGUGAUUGGGUUGAUUUCCUUGCUUA
Molecule: messenger RNA, 1219 nt
Organism: Brachypodium distachyon (stiff brome)
Lineage: Eukaryota; Viridiplantae; Streptophyta; Magnoliopsida; Poales; Poaceae
Product: proteasome subunit beta type-7-A
Exons: 9
Coding region: 162-980 (272 amino acids)
Cellular component (GO): proteasome core complex
Molecular function (GO): threonine-type endopeptidase activity
Source: RefSeq, a predicted model, not a curated record